Messenger RNA from Gambusia affinis (western mosquitofish), 2323 nucleotides. Its product is annotated as pyruvate dehydrogenase E1 component subunit alpha, somatic form, mitochondrial-like. The transcript is spliced from 12 exons. The record is from RefSeq and is a predicted model, not a curated record. The coding region runs from base 420 to 1391 and encodes 323 amino acids. Gene Ontology annotation, molecular function: pyruvate dehydrogenase (acetyl-transferring) activity. NCBI's taxonomy places the organism in Eukaryota, Metazoa, Chordata, Actinopteri, Cyprinodontiformes, Poeciliidae. Gene Ontology annotation, cellular component: intracellular membrane-bounded organelle. Gene Ontology annotation, biological process: pyruvate decarboxylation to acetyl-CoA.
CGCGGACUUUAGCCGCUAGCAGCAGCAGUUAAUCCUCUCUGCAGUCACCUCGUCCUUCACUAGGAUGAAAACCAUGUUAGCGAUCAUUUCUAACGCCCUGUGCCGGAUCACAGGGAGGAGUGCGUUUUCUCUCCUCCUCCUGCUCUGCCGCCUUCAGUCUUCACAAACUCAACAACCCCCCAUUCAUUUGUUGCUUCUCUCCCUCCUCUUCCUCCCCUUCCUCCCCCACUCCUGCACCUGAACCGUAGGGAGAGCAAACCGUGUCGGAGGGCGCCAGAGUCGUUGCCUCCCGCUCCUUAUCUGACUUCACUCCUCAGGCGACCUUUGACAUCAAGAAAUGCGACGUGCACCGGCUGGAGGCGGGGCCUCCUGUGAAGGCGGAGCUAACGCGGGAGCAGGGCCUGCAGUAUUACCGCACCAUGCAGAUGGUGCGGCGCAUGGAGCUGAAAGCCGACCAGCUCUACAAGCAGAAGAUCAUCCGGGGUUUCUGCCACCUCUACGACGGACAGGAAGCGUGUGCUGCCGGAAUCGAAGCCGCCAUCAACCUGUCAGAUCACCUGAUCACGGCCUACCGAGCCCACGGCUACACCUACACCCGCGGCGUCUCCGUCAGAGAGAUCCUGGCCGAGCUCACAGGUCGCAAAGGGGGCGUGGCCAAAGGGAAGGGCGGUUCCAUGCACAUGUACGCGCCUCACUUCUACGGCGGCAACGGGAUCGUGGGCGCUCAGGUGCCGCUGGGCGCCGGCAUCGCUCUGGCCUGCCAGUACCAAGGAAACAACCAGAUCUGUGUGACGUUGUACGGCGACGGAGCCGCCAACCAGGGUCAGCUGUUUGAGGCCUUCAACAUGGCCGCCCUCUGGAAGCUGCCGUGCGUUUUCAUCUGUGAGAACAACAAGUACGGCAUGGGGACGUCGGUGGAGCGGGCGUCGGCCAGCACCGACUACUACAAGCGGGGCGACUUCAUCCCCGGACUAAGAGUGGACGGGAUGGACGUGCUGUGUGUCAGAGAGGCGGCGAAGUUCGCUGCAGAUCACUGCAGAGCCGGGAAGGGGCCAAUCAUCAUGGAGCUGCAGACCUACCGUUACCAUGGACACAGCAUGAGCGACCCGGGCGUCAGCUACCGGACCCGGGAGGAGAUCCAGGAGGUCCGCAGUAAGAGCGACCCGAUCUCCCUGCUGAAGGAGCGACUGCUCAGCAACAACAUGGCGUCCGUGGAGGAGCUGAAGGAAAUCGACAUCCAGAUCCGUAAGGAGGUGGAGGAGGCGGCUCAGUUCGCGACCUCUGACCCCGAGCCACCACUGGAGGAACUCUGCAACCAUAUUUUCUCCAACAACCCGCCGCUGGAGGUCCGCGGGACGAACCCCUGGUCCAAACUGAAAUCCAUCAGCUAAAACGUCCCGACUGUGAAUCAAACCUGCCAGUAUUUAUUUACCUGAAACUGUUUUUAAUAGGAACCUAAAUAAUUUAAUGAGCUGAGAGUCGGACCAGGCUGCUAGCGGCGCAGAAACACAAACGUUAGCUUUUCAUCUGAACACGCCGUCCUGCAAACAAACGCACAACUACAAGGUUUUGUUUCUGUACCACCGACCCGAAUCCAACAUCCUGAUGGAGUUUUAAAAAGUUAUGAAACCUGAAGGAAUUUUAGAGGCAUCAUUCUUGAGUCACGAGGUCUAGUCAAAGUAAGCAAAAUCAGUUUAAAGGAGCUGAACACUACAAAAACAGAACACUAGUUUUCUGUCGAAUAUUCACUUUUCUGACGCUGUAUUAGAGUAAUUGUACAACAAAAGAAGGAAGUUUUUAGAAAAAACUGAAUCUGUGAUUAAUCUCUUUCUUGCAAAUUUCUGACAUUAACCACAGAAUUUUAGUUUUUCUCUGGAAUUUAAUCUCAGAAAUGUCAGUUUCAAACUAAGAAAUUUAUGAUUUAAUUCUGAAAUUAAUCUCAAAAUUUGAGUUUUUCCUCUGAAAUUGACUCUUUUUUUUUUUUUUUUUUUUCUAUUUACAGUUUGUCCUGUUUCCUCUAUAGUAAGGUUAAAAUCUGAAUAUAUUUAAUUUAAAACGUUUCUACUCUUAGAUACACAGCGUCAGAUAUAAUAUCUGACGCUGUGUGUUUCUGUACGUUUAAAGCUUUACAUUCUCUAUGCAUUCAGUUUAUAAAAACAUUUAAAAUCUGUUUUCAUGGACAAACUGUAAGAAUUUGUAGUUUGAAUUAUCUGAGGUUCUUUGUGAAUAUUUAUUUUCUGAACUUGUACAGAAAGUUUUAUUUAUGAUGUUUUGAGAAAUGUAACUGAGCCACAGAGUUAUGAAAUAAAUUAUGAUGAAAGUG